AUGAUGCGGAAGCAGCAAACUGCUCCUAUAAAUGAGUUUGAAAUUUCUCAUGACAGUGCUUCCAAUACGUGGCAUGUGGAUGGAGCAGGGUUGCAACGUUUUGUCCAAAUGACAAAUUGGAGAUAUAUGGAUUCUGAGAGAAGAUUUCAACAUGUUUUGGAGGCUUGUGGUGUAUAUAAAUCUCUUAUCAAACUUGGUGUAAAGGAGGGCGACACUGUGAUUGUUGGGGAGAUGGAGAUGGUGUGGCACGAUGCUUCGGACAAUUCCAAAACAUCAAAAUUAAGGAAGUGGUCAGUAGAUUCAAUUAAAUGA
Ilex paraguariensis (yerba mate) is the source of this 312-nucleotide messenger RNA. Lineage: Eukaryota; Viridiplantae; Streptophyta; Magnoliopsida; Aquifoliales; Aquifoliaceae. The record is from the annotation of a GenBank genome assembly.